Molecule: messenger RNA, 450 nt
Organism: Pichia membranifaciens NRRL Y-2026
Lineage: Eukaryota; Fungi; Ascomycota; Pichiomycetes; Pichiales; Pichiaceae
Exons: 2
Coding region: 1-450 (149 amino acids)
Source: RefSeq, a predicted model, not a curated record
AUGAAAGACUGGAAGCAAACUUUCCUCGAAAGAUUGGCAGAACGUGAUGAAUUUCAGCAUAGCAAUGGCUGCUCCGAUACACUUUUGUACAUGAGUGAAAGAAUUGAGAAAUACAGAGCUAGAUGUGAGGAGCUAAAAUCGGACAACUUUGCAAUAGAUCUUGACAGGGCACUUUCUAAGAUAAAAGAUAUGAAUAUACAACUUGAUCUCAACCAUAAAAUAUUGAAAGAAAAGGAGACUGUGAACAACGACUUGAUAGUAGCGUUUGGAACUGCAAAGAAGGACAAGGAAUCAAUCCGGGAGUUGUAUAAAAAGCUAGAAGACAGAUAUACCAAACUUCAGGAGGAAAUGGCAAUGAGCAAGAAGACUAUAAAUGUAAUCAAUGAUCAUAUUCUCGAGUUGCAAUUUGAGAAUAACAUGCUUCAAGCAUCUUUGAACAGUGCUAAAUAG